This is a messenger RNA of Drosophila albomicans, 862 nucleotides long. It is a transcript of the gene MED21, whose product is annotated as mediator of RNA polymerase II transcription subunit 21. The transcript is spliced from 2 exons. Lineage: Eukaryota; Metazoa; Arthropoda; Insecta; Diptera; Drosophilidae. Bases 91 to 519 code for a protein of 142 amino acids. The record is from RefSeq and is a predicted model, not a curated record. Gene Ontology annotation, biological process: regulation of transcription by RNA polymerase II. Gene Ontology annotation, cellular component: mediator complex. Gene Ontology annotation, molecular function: transcription coregulator activity.
AACAAUCGAUACUCUCGAUAGCACGAACUCUGCAUUUAGCAGAGAACUUUUAUUUACAAUUCAUAGUAGUUGAAAGUAAGGUGAUUAGUGAUGGCGGACAGACUAACCCAAUUGCAAGAUACUGUAAACCAACAAGCUGAGCACUUUUGCAAUGCUAUUGGUGUCAUUCAACAAACUUCGUACCCGAGCAAAUUUGCAAAUUUUGAUAGAACAGGCUCCCAGACGCCAAUUCAAAACUCACCACAGGAGGAUUACGCGCAACUUUUUGCUCAACUGAUUGCGCGUUGUGCUAAGGACAUUGAUACGCUAAUUGAGUCUUUACCUAAUGAAGACAGUUCAAUCGAACUGCAAAACUCAAGUCUUAAACGGCUAGAAAUUGAAAACCAAGAAACGGCUGAACAACUUGAGCAUGUCGUUUCAAAGGGAGAACUUUUGCUUGAAAAAAUCCAGAGUGCCUUGGGAGACAUUGCGCAGGCCCAAUUAGAUAUGCAAAUUACAUUGAAGCCUAGUUCGCAAUAAACAUUUGAUAUAUAUUUUAAUUGUCUAAUUAAAUUCUUAAUUGUUUUAAAACAUGUAAGACAUUAACACAAAACAUUCAAAAUAUAACUUUAAUGGGUUGUCAUUCUCAUCAUCAAAUGUAAUUUUUCUCAAAAAAUAUAAAAUCCCUAAAACAUCAAGACUGAGUGAAUACGAUUCAAUAUAUAGUAUAAUGUGCUAGUCUUAUAUGCGACACUAACGUUUGGUACCCAUGCGUGCAGCUGCAAAUCUGGGAUAACUAGUAAAUGUAGUGUCGCAAAUGAAUCUCCGUAACUUGCAGCUAAAAAAUAAUAUAAGAAUAUUGAUUUUUCAUAGUAAUAAUGUA